AUGGAUUUAUAAAAUUAGAGAAGAAAGAGCAAAUUUUCAUUUUCUCGAGCUCCUGUUUGUGAUAACCCAUAGUCAAAUACAUUGCAAUAAUUAAAGAAUAAGUUCAAAGGUAAGAGUUUGAUGUAGAAUAGAACAGGCUAGAUGUUACAAUUAAUAAAUAAGAAUGAUAAUGGAAAUAAUAAAGAAUAGGAAAUAUAAUAAUUUUUAAGUCGAAUAAGCGUUGAAUUAGAUGGGGAUGAUUAUAAAUAUAUAAAAUUUGAGCUGAGUGAAUUUUAAGAGAAGUAUGUGGAAGGGGAAGUUUUGGGAGAAGGAUGUAUAGGAUUAGUAAAGAGCAUAACAAGAAAGAAUGAUGGACAAGAAUUUGCAUGUAAGACAGUUAAAACUGAUGCUGAGGAAAUAGUGAAGAAUAUGAUAUUGGAAUUCAAGAAUCUAAAAAAGUUGAGUCAUCCUCACAUUGUAAAAAUGGAGGAAUUAUAUAUUCAAUGGAAUGAAGGAUUCCAAUCAACUGGGACUGUUUAUGUAGUAAUGGAGAAGGUAAAAGGUAGUGAGAUGUUUGAAGUGAUUUAAAAAUAAAAGAAUUACAUAGAGUGCAUUGCCAGAAUCUUAUUUAAAUAAGUAUUGGAAGCAAUUGAUUACAUGCAUGAAAACUAUUGUUGUCACAGAGAUUUGAAACCUAAUAAUAUUUUAUGUGCAGAAGAUGGUAGAUCUAUCAAGAUUACUGAUUUCAAUGUGUCUAAGUUUACGGAUGGAUACAAGGAAUUUGGGAAUCUGAAUGAACAUGGAAAAAUAGAGAUGUGGACAUAUACAGGGACGGUUGCCUUUUCAGCACCAGAGAUAUUCUCGGGAGGGUUGUACAAUGAAUAAGUGGAUUUAUGGAGUGCAGGAGUGAUCUUAUAUGUAAUGUUAAGUGGAGAAUUACCAUUUAAUUCUCAAUAUUUAAAUGAUUUGAUCGACAAGAUUUAAUAAUGCAAAUACGAAAUGGUCGGUCCCAUUUGGGAUUAGAUAUCUUAUUAAGCUAAAGAUUUGAUAAGCAACUUAUUACAAUUUGAUCCUUAAAGAAGACUAACUCCAUAAUAGGCUUUGGAUCACCCUUGGGUUAAGAAUGUACAGAACUAAUCAGAUUUGCCGAGGGAUAGAUUGAAAAAGAAUAUGGCUCGAUUUUUGAAUUGGAAACCUCAAGAAACUUAGGUGAGUGAAAAGAAAAUUAAAUAACUUUGCUUCCUUUUUGGAGCAGGGGAAAUUUGGAAAAGACAUUCGGUUAAACAUUCAUCAGUCUCUACUCUUUCAGAAGAAUUUAAGAAGUUCAAAUCAAUUGAUAUAAGUUCAUUCAAAACAAACGAACAUAUACAAGUGGUUAAGGAUUAAAAUUCAAAUCAUGUAUAUCAUAUUGAUUACCCCUUUAGUGAUGAUGAAUCUGAUUGA
This is a messenger RNA of Paramecium tetraurelia, 1422 nucleotides long. RefSeq lists its product as uncharacterized. Gene Ontology annotation, molecular function: protein serine/threonine kinase activity; ATP binding. The transcript has 5 exons. NCBI's taxonomy places the organism in Eukaryota, Ciliophora, Oligohymenophorea, Peniculida, Parameciidae. Gene Ontology annotation, biological process: mitotic DNA damage checkpoint signaling; protein phosphorylation. The record is from RefSeq and is a predicted model, not a curated record. Gene Ontology annotation, cellular component: cytoplasm; nucleus.